This is a messenger RNA of Polychytrium aggregatum, 2604 nucleotides long. RefSeq lists its product as uncharacterized. Gene Ontology annotation, molecular function: metalloexopeptidase activity. Lineage: Eukaryota; Fungi; Chytridiomycota; Chytridiomycetes; Polychytriales. The record is from RefSeq and is a predicted model, not a curated record. Gene Ontology annotation, biological process: proteolysis. The transcript has 2 exons. Bases 338 to 2518 code for a protein of 726 amino acids.
CCUGCCUUGGCAGUUUGCCCCCGCCUUGGCGAGAGAGCCCGUCUCGCUCCUUCGAUACCUUUGCUUUUAUAGUCUAGAUGUUGCCCUUUUCUUGUUUAUCCCCUUGAAAACAGCACCCAUCCUCGAUACCGGUCCUUCUCCGCCGGGCGUGCCUUCCUAACAGCCUCUCGGUCGCCAAGCCAACCGGCCUUUGGCAUCAUCAAGCCAACCGACGGUUCGUAUCAUCAAGCCGUCCAAGCCCUCGUCGGACCAUCGCCGACCAUCGCCCACACCGCCCACACCGCCCAACCGAAAACUUCCCAAUCUCCCUCACGUUCGGCCGUGUCCGUUUAUCGCCAUGGCCGUUUCUCUCUCGCUUCUGCGCAAUCCGGCUCCGUUCCUCAGACACAACAUCGGCCCGAUCCUGUCGGUGCUGGCGGUGAUGAUCUUUGUGGCUGUCGAGAUUGUGGUUGCAUACAACUCCAACUUUGCCUUGCCGGCCCCGCUCGAUGCCUCUGUCCCCAACUCGACCUUCAGCGAAGCCCGUGCCCGGGUCCUCCUCCAGAACCUCACCGUCGACAUUGGCAUCCACAACGCCGGCGGCCCCAAGCACUACCUCGCCCGCGAGCUUCUCAACAGCAGCCUACUCGCCAUCCUGAACCAACCGACGGUCCCCGGCGUCCGUGUGGAGAUCUCGCAGCUCGGAGACAACUCCACCCUGGGAAACUACAGCUAUCUGUAUCCGAACUUCACGACGACCCCGCCCGAGAACAUAUACAUCCGUCUGUCCGAUGCAUCCUCGCCCGUGACCCAAAACAAGUCGACACUGCUCCUUUCGGCCCACUACGACUCGGUGCCGACCGGUCCUGGUGCCACGGACGACGGUGUUGGCACCGUCGCCUUGGUCGAGACGGUUCGCAACCUCCUCUCGAAACAGCGCCUCGAUCUUGCAAAGUGGAAUGUCCUGGUCAUUCUCUUUGAUCAGGAAGAGAUUGGUCUGAUCGGCAGCGCCUGGUUCAUGCACCACCCUUCGCCGUGGCAACUGGACACCAAGCUCACCAACGUCAUUCUCAACAUCGAGGGCUCGGGCAGCGCCGGCAAGUUCACCCUGGUGCGGGGCAGUAGUCAAUGGGCCGUCAAUUUGUUUGCCCAGUCGGCACCUCGGCCCUAUGGUCUUUCGGUCGUGCAGUUCAUCUACAACCACGUCUUUCUCGGCGGCAGCACCGACCUGGACUCGAUCCUUCGCUCGUCGCCGAUCCAUGCAGUCGAGCUUAUCGCGGUCCACAACCGCUUCCGCUACCACACCAUCGACGAUUCGUAUGCAAAUGUGCAGCAGGGCUCUAUCCAGCACCUCGGCGAGAACAUUGCCGCCUUCACAGACAAGGUCCUGAGCACCGACCCAGCCUCGUACCCGCCAAUGCUGCCCAUCAUCAGCUUGGAAGGCGUUCCUCGCUCGAUUCCCACCGAGCUCUACUACUACACAUCGUUCUUUGACAGCAUCCUGGUGACUCAGUCCCGACUGGGCCAGAUUCUCAUCACGACGGCCUCUAUUGCCGUCGUCGUGCCGCUGCUCGGAGCCUUCGGAAGUAUCUUCAAGGCCCGCAUGUGCAUCGGCGCUCGGUCAGUCGGUCGGGUGGCUCUGGACGCUCUCAUCAACGCUGGUCUGCUCCUGGCCAAGGCUCUGGGAUCUAUUGUGCUCACCAGCGUUGUCUCGCUGUCGAUCGUGCUGCAUUCCAAGAACUGGACCGCACCGCCAGAGAACGCUUUCCGACUCCUCUUCUUUGAGCUUUCGGUCGCGGUCGCCUGCCGGACCAACACUGCCGAACAAACCGCCACCGCCGAGCAGCGAAAGAGCGCUCGCCACGACCUUUUCGUGUCGUUGCCUAAGAAGUCUCUGGUGGAGGCGGUCUCGUCGAUAGAGGACUCGGAGCCGAACGGCCCGGUUGUCCAUCCGACUGCCCCUCGGUUCGCAUACGGAUACGCCAACUUUGUCGAGGUUGCUGGCCUGGCGCUCUUCAACAUGCUCUUGGGCAUUGCCAUGACGGUUGUGUUGCCGGACCUCUUCCUGAUCCCUACCAUCAACGUCGUCGUUGCCGCUAUCGUUGUGCUCGUCGACUUUGCCUAUCUGACUAUGGCAGACAAGAUGGCCGGAUCGUCGGGAGCCAACUCCGUCGACACGACGGGCACCGAGUCGAGCGAAUCUGGCCGCGCCCUGAUCUCCAGCCGCCCCGAUAAGGACCGGCUCUCGCUGGUCUAUUUCGCCCUGCGCCAAAUGCUGAUUCUGUCACCGCUGCUUGCGGCCCUGCAGACGUCGGUAAUGGUUUCGACGGCGCUGCCAUACUACCUCAAUGCCAUGGACAUUCCGUGGGCCUCGGGCAUCCUCGUGGGGCUCUUCAACGCCAUGUUUGUGAUGCCCAACUUUGACCCGCUCGUGCAGUCGCUCAAGACACACCAGGGACUGGGCAUGGUCCCCGUCUUGGCUGUGUAUGUGUGUGUUGCUGUGACGACGAUCGCACUGGCAUAUUCUAGCAGCACCUGAACACGCCUGAGGCUCUGGAGAUCACUGGUGUGUGCAUGAACAUGAACGUCGAGUGCACAAUGGGAAUGGAAUCGUCUGCGGAGACC